Molecule: messenger RNA, 1064 nt
Organism: Anoplopoma fimbria (sablefish)
Lineage: Eukaryota; Metazoa; Chordata; Actinopteri; Perciformes; Anoplopomatidae
Gene: gp9
Product: glycoprotein IX (platelet)
Exons: 2
Coding region: 229-969 (246 amino acids)
Source: RefSeq, a predicted model, not a curated record
UGUUAUUGGUGCGUUCCUCACACUGUCGUUGCUCUGUACUGGCUGUGUGAUUAUUCUGUUUAAUUACACGUUUGGUUACAAAGCGGGGAUAUCCUGAGUUAAGGAGAACUUUUGGAAUACUCUUAAUCUCAAAUGCAAUAUUGGGAUAGAACUGUGGACAUAUAACUAAAUGUUAAGGAUGACUGGAACCACAACAAGUAACUUCCAAGUUGGUUUGACUUUUAAAGGAUGCUCUGCAGUUUAAGCUUAGCCGUCCUCCUUGUCUGGGCCACAUUAAGCGCACGCACUACUGGUCAACCCUGCCUAUGUUCAGCCCUCAUGCCUGCUGGUCUGGUGGUCAACUGCAGCUCUUUAAACCUUGUGGACCUGCCUCAUCUGCCGUCAGACACCACGGAGCUCAAUGUGCAGGACAACCGGCUCACCUCGGUGUCUCCAGGCCUCUUUGACAGACUGGUUGGCCUGAAAAAGGUCUCACUAUCUGGGAAUCCUUUCCACUGUGACUGUAGGAUCCAAUACCUGAGGAACUGGUUGCUAAAGAACAGGGCUGCUGUCUCCACGGAGCCCACCUGUGCCAGUCCAAGCUCGGUGGCCCAGAGAGCCAUCACUGAACUCAGAGAUGACCACUUUGCCUCCUGUGCCCUGGCCGCUUGCACUGGUGGGACUUAUAACACUGUGAUGGGAGUGAUGCUAUGCUGCAUCAUCGGUCUGCUUCUGUGGGCCUUGAGACUAGCCAAAGCGUCUACUUUCAUUCUGUACAUAUGGGAGAGACAUUCAAGGUUCGAGGCCGACUCUCUGCGCUCAAUGAGGCCCAAACACAGGAGGAGGCUGCACACAGCACAGUCAGAGUUCAGCAUGGAGUCUGUCACAUGUGCUGAGGACCUAGAAAACCCCCUUAUCAACACGAAGCUACCGCCACAAGCACUGGAUGUGUUGCACAAGAAGCACAAUAUAAAGAUAAAGGCUACCUAAGCGACCUACCACACUGGAAUUACAAUAACACUAGUGGCAAAUAAGUUGAGGGCAGUAAUGUUUUUUAUGUAAUAAAGUUAUUUUUAUUCUAAACU